AGCACGGACAAGAGAUGAUAUUCUGUCUAGACGUGAGAGAUCAAAAGAUGUGAGCCCACCUAGUAGAUGGUCCCCAAUCAGAAGAAGAUCUAGGACCCCUAUUAGAAGGAGGUCUCGUUCGCCCCUUCGACGGAGCAGAUCUCCAAGAAGGAGGAGUAGGUCUCCUCGGAGGAGAGAUAGAGGCAGAAGAAGUAGAUCCCGUCUUCGAAGGAGAUCCAGAUCACGAGGUGCCCAUAGACGAAGGAGUAGAAGCAAAGUUAAAGAAGACAAAUUUAAAGGUAGUCUUUCUGAGGGUAUGAAGGCUGAGCAGGAGUCCUCAUCAGAUGAAAAUCUUGAAGACUUUGAUUUGGAAGAAGAGGAUGAAGAAGCAGAAAUAAGACAAAGAAGGUUACAGCGGCAAGCAAUUGUUCAG
Molecule: messenger RNA, 412 nt
Organism: Tinamus guttatus (white-throated tinamou)
Lineage: Eukaryota; Metazoa; Chordata; Aves; Tinamiformes; Tinamidae
Source: RefSeq, a predicted model, not a curated record